AUGGUGGAGCCGGCCGAACCGCGACUGGGCACUCACUCGUUCAACUGCCGCCACCAGUCAUCUAUCGUGCACUGCCAGGUACUGCGACUGGCUGACAGCUUCUUCCUCUGGUUGGCCGACAGUCCCAGUUUCCAGCAGCUGGCUGUGGGCAUGCCCCGCGGUCCGGAGGCCGUGUCCUCACUCCUACUGAACCAAGGCGUUCGGGGGCAGAGCGACCAGCUGGCCUCGCGGCUGGCACGCCGCACAGGCAAACAGGUGUUUGUCAGCUGUAACGUGAACUUGGAGGACGCUGCGCUGCGACAGGCACUGGAAGCCAGGGUUGUGGAGGAGCUCAAGGAGUGCCCGGAUAAGUUCUGA
Amphibalanus amphitrite is the source of this 357-nucleotide messenger RNA. RefSeq names its product proteasome assembly chaperone 4-like. The transcript has a single exon. Gene Ontology annotation, biological process: proteasome assembly. Bases 1 to 357 code for a protein of 118 amino acids. The record is from RefSeq and is a predicted model, not a curated record. Lineage: Eukaryota; Metazoa; Arthropoda; Thecostraca; Balanomorpha; Balanidae.